This is a messenger RNA of Acanthopagrus latus (yellowfin seabream), 2032 nucleotides long. Its product is annotated as transmembrane protein 182-like. The transcript has 5 exons. Gene Ontology annotation, cellular component: membrane. The coding region runs from base 145 to 951 and encodes 268 amino acids. Lineage: Eukaryota; Metazoa; Chordata; Actinopteri; Spariformes; Sparidae. The record is from RefSeq and is a predicted model, not a curated record.
AUAGAGAAGCACCUUCCAGAAGCUGCUGUGUCAGAAAAUGUAAGAUGUGUUUGAACAUGAAAGGCAGCAGAGAGCGGAGAGAGGAAUAAAACCUGUCUGAAGUCGAUUUAAAAUGCAGCGAUAGAGGUUGAUCGGGCUCGAGAGAUGGCUCCCGCUGACAGGCUGAAGGUGCUCCUCUUCCUGGCGCUGUUCUUCGGAGCGUUGGGAUUUCUGUUCACGCUGCUCUCCUGCGGGACCGAGUACUGGCUGCUGGCCGUCGAGUCCUGCAGCCGGCCGGCGGAGGGCCACGCAGGAGGAGGAGGAGGAGGAUUUGGGGAGGCUGUAGAAAGCGUGAGGAUCUUCCACGAGGGGCUGUUCUGGCGCUGCUCCUACACGGCCGCCUCCACUGAAUACUCUCUGUGGGACCUCUGGAUCUCAAGACAGCCACCGCCGAAGCUCUGCCAGGCCGCCCUCCUCUUCCCGUUUCCUGUCAAUGAUCCGGUGCGAUCGUUGGUGGAGCCGCGUGGUUUACAAACAGAGGUGUAUGAACACAACUCUGCCAUCGUGUAUAGAACCUUCUGGAGCUUCUUCCUCAUCGCAGGCUUGGUGGCCAUCGUCGUCGGGGGAUGCGUGGUCGCCUGCGCUAGCCCACUGGCCAAUCACAAGCUCUUUAAAGUGGGUGGGGCCCUUCAGCUUUGUGGCGGUCUGUGCCUGCUGGCAGUGGUGCUGAUGUAUCUGAUGUGGAUCCUGGUCUUGGACACUCUGGAGCAGUUUGCCCAGCAGCAGAGGGUCUCCGGUUGCCCCUCCUACCACCUCAGCAUCCACCACGGCCCCUCAUUCCUCAUGGCUCCGGUCGCCGUCUUCUUCUGCCUGCUGGCCGGCCUGCUGUUCAUCCUCGGCGGCCGGACCGCUCAGGGGAUACAGCUGGAAAAACGAGACAUGAUUCCUGAACUUCCCAUGUCUGAUGUCUGACUGUUUCUCGACAAGGUUACCACUGAACCGAGGAUGGAGAUUGUAUUAGAGACAAAAACCACAGCUGACUAAAUGUGUUCAGGUCCUGCUUAAAUGUUCGUUUUAAGGAUCGAGAGCCUUCUUUCCUCAUCUUCAGACUUCAGAGUUAGCUCCUGGUUUUAUAGGAAACGGUACAAGCACGUAGAAAAAAGUAAAUAUGUACCAAAAUAAAAUGAACAUGGAGACUGUCCAUUAUUCUGAAACCCUUCCACGCAAAUCGGGUUGUCAGAUAAAAUGGACUUUCGCUGCAAAGGGACAUUUUCCAGAAUAAAAAUGGCAUGGCCCCCCGUACGUACCCUGAAUAUCAGCUUAUAAAAGUCGCACAUUAGAAGUCUUUGUAUUGUUUAAGAUGCUGCUCAAAGUAUGUUUGUUUUUAUAUGAGGGGCGGCGACUGGUAUUUCAAAUAAAAAAAGCAAAAAACAACUUGUGGAUGGUUUGGAUCAUUUGCCACAACAGCGAUGACGCGACAUCUCGCACAUCAGCACCGUACAGCACUUCUUCUUCUUCUUGUUACAUGACUUGGAGUAUUUUUACAACAUGGAUUUAUUACUUCUGCUAACUGGUUUCUACUAUUACUGCAUAGGCCCCAAGCUCAAAGUAGGAUGUCAUGAUCCUGGGUUUUAUUGUUUAAUUUCUUGCUUUUCAGUUUUCUCCUGUGUGUGUGUCCCUCAUCACCUCACCUGUCCUCUUCCCUCCUCACUCACCUCACCUGUCCUCUUCCCUCCUCACUCACCUCACCUGUUCCUGAUCCUCUCGUCAGCUUCGCUGUGUAUAAAGUCUUUGUUCUCGCUCGCGCUCUGCUUUUCCCAUGUUGCCACCCAGCACUCUGCUCCAGUGUCUCCUCAUGUCUCGCCCUCUUAUCUUUCUGGUUUCUCUUGUUCUUCAUUAAUUUUUGUACUUUGUCUUUGUUGCACUUUGUUUAGCUUUUUGAUACUUUGGUUUUUGUCCUUUUGACCUGUUUUUGUUUUUUUUUCCUGGCUCCCUUGGUCGUUUGGUUUUGUUUGUACUUCAGCUUUUGUUAAUAAAGCGUUUUGUUCUUCUA